Callorhinchus milii (elephant shark) is the source of this 2451-nucleotide messenger RNA. It is a transcript of the gene dusp23b, whose product is annotated as dual specificity phosphatase 23b. The record is from RefSeq and is a predicted model, not a curated record. NCBI's taxonomy places the organism in Eukaryota, Metazoa, Chordata, Chondrichthyes, Chimaeriformes, Callorhinchidae. Gene Ontology annotation, molecular function: protein tyrosine/serine/threonine phosphatase activity. Gene Ontology annotation, biological process: cilium assembly; protein dephosphorylation. The transcript has 2 exons. The coding region runs from base 14 to 469 and encodes 151 amino acids.
AUAAAUUACUAUCAUGCCACCUGUUCCACCACACAACUUUUCCUGGAUUGCACCAAAUAAGCUGGCUGGAAUGGCUUUGCCCAAGUUACCUGCUCACUAUCAGUAUCUACAUGACAAUGGGAUUCGACAUCUUGUCACUCUAUGUGAAAGAAAGCCGCCAUACCAUGAUACUUGUCCAGAAGUGAGAAUUCACCAUAUAAGUAUGCCUGACUUCACGCCACCUUCUUUGGAACAAAUCAAGAGAUUUCUUUCUAUAGUUAAAGAUGCCAAUGCAAAGGGAGAAGCAGUUGGAGUUCACUGCCUCCAUGGUCAUGGAAGAACUGGAACAAUGUUGGCCUGCUAUCUUGUACAAAGUAAGAAGAUAACAGGAGUUGAUGCAAUUGAAGAGAUCCGAAAAAUUCGUCAUGGUUCUAUAGAAACAAGUGAACAAGAAAAAGCAGUCAUCCAGUUUCAUCAUCACAUAAAGUGAGAUCUAUGGAGGAGCCAGUUAACUCUGACACGUACACCAUUAGCUAGGAUUCCGAUUCUUCAUCUAUAUGCAUGGAAAUAAUUAUUUAAAAGAAAACCACACACUUUUUGCUUUUCUAAGACAUGAUUUUUCUUCUUAAUGUAUUUUCAGAGGAUAAUUAUAAUCAGAUCUGUUUUAAUAUAAAUUAAAUCUAUAAAAAUAUCAACAGAUGAGUAUACUGGGCAUUGUAAUAGCAUAACCAUGUCUUUGUGUUGUAUUUAAUUCUUAAUUUUUUAAAUAAUUCAAAGAUUUUUGGAAUAUUUUUGGUGUAGUCAGCAGGAUAAUGGCGAGGAAUGGUAGAACAUUGGUUCAUUGGUGUAUGCUUGUGAUCCUCAUGGUGCCAUCAAUUGGAAUUAAGAUGCUUCCAUGUGUACAGAAACCUGAAACCAUGUUAGCCCGUGCUUUUCGUGCAUAUAUACAGUCAGAUCAAGAACAAUGUUGGCAAAACUGGAAGCAUGACAUGGGGUCAACUUCCAUAUGCAUGUGGAUGACACCCAAAUCUAUUUCUCCAGCUAUCACCCCAGAUUCUACUGACCAGUGUUCUGUCCUCUUGCCUAUCAGACAUCAAGGCCUGAAUGAGCACCAACUUUCUGCAGCUGAAUCUUGGCAAGACUUGGCUCUUUAACCUUCUCGAUCUAUCCCUCAGACUUACAAACCUGUGCGCAACCUAGGCAUUAGAUUCCAUCCCCAACUGUCCUGGUAGCUGAGCAGGACUGCUUUCCUCCACCUAUCUCACACCCAACACAGCUGAAACCCUUAUCCAUGCAUUGGUCACCUCUGGAUCGAUUAUUUCAAUGCCCUCCUUGCUGAUCUCCCCAACUCCACCAUUCAUAAAAUCCAAUUAAUUAAAACUCUGUCGCCCGUAUCUUCAUCCAUACUAAAUUCUGUACUCCCAUUACCCAGUCCUUGCUUAGACUCCAAUGGCUCCCUAUUCCAGAACAGAUCAAUUUCAAGAUAUGCACACUUGUGUACCAAUCACUUUAUGCCCUGGUACCUUCCUACCUCUCUGACCUGCUUACAAUCCACUCCAUUACCCGCCCCUGUGUUCAGUUGGCUCCUGCAUGUCUCUCGUCCCCUCUUCUCCACCAUCGGUGGCUGUCCUUUCACCCGCUAUGCCCAAAACUAUGAAAUUUUGCCUCAAUCCCUUUGCCUUGCCCCCUCUUUGACCAUCUUCAGAUCACAUCUGAAGACAUUACUCUUUGAUUGUGCCUAUGGUUACCCCUUCCCGGCUAGGCAUCAAGCUCCUCCACUGUUAAGCACUCCGCGACACUACCCCAUGUGAAGGGCACUGUAUAAAUAAAUAAUAAUAAUAAUAAUAAUCCUUGCAUUUUGCAAGUUGUUGUAGAAAUGUUGGGGUUUUAAAACAGACCAUUUGACGCACUGAAGCUCUAAAUUUAAUUUGAACAUUUAAUUUUUUAAUAGUUUUCGCUAAUUCUUAUUUAUUGACUUACUUUGAGCUAGCAAUACUUAGAUUGGUUGUACCAAGGUGUUAAUUUUUAAAAAAANUCAUAAUUAAUAUUGAUUGCUGAAAAAGCUGUUGUAAUAACGAAUGCAAUUAUUUUGUAUAAACUUGAUUGAUUGUCUCCUUCGCACAUACUUUUCCUUAACUGUAUUUGGUACAUUAUAUGUAAAUGAAGUCAAAAGUAUCUGACAUGAGGAGUUAUUUAAUUGCUCACAUUUCCCAUAUUAAGUGGCAUUUGUUUAUGGUUGGCCGCUAUAUUGUUUGCGCUUUGCCACCAGCCAUUAACUUCAAUCUAAUUUGAACAUAUCUUUUUACAUAUUUUGACGUUUAGCAUUUUACAUGAUGCAUAUAUUUUUAAUUUUGUUUUAAUUUAGUAAUUUAAUUUUAAGGAGUAAACACAGUUUCAGCAAUUGGGCUUCAAGAAUUUAAUUACCAGGUCCUUUUUACAUCUGUUAAAUAUUAAAAUUUGACUUGGCAGCAA